GAGGUGGUCGGGGGAGGCGGUCAAGCUAGGGUUCUUGCAAUUUGGGGAGGCUGCAAGUUUCAACUAUUCCUCCAUCAGGAUCCCAGGAGACGAUGAUGUCCAAAGAACGUGCUGUACUUUUGUCAGUGUUCCUUCUGUUCAAGUUUUUUUCCAAGGACUUGAUCAUUCCUGCAUUCAUAGCUUGCUCCAUCCAUGUGAUUGAUGCUCUCCUUGUCAUGCUACCUCCUUCUAUAAAACAUUUUCUUACCAAAGAAUGUAAUUAUAAGGAUGCUGUAUCGUGGACUCCACUUAUCCACGCAGUUUCAGUAGACUUCGUCAAGUCACGGGUUUUAGCUUCAAUUCCUGGAUUUUUCUUUCGCAUGUGGUAUGCUGCUAAGAAAUAUUGUCUAGCAAACAAUGUUUUGGGAAUUUCUUCCCAUAUCCAGGGGGUCGAGAUGCUAUCUCUGGGACCGCUUAAGACUCUUACUAUCCUCCCAGUAUGGGUUUACUCAGUUUUUUCCUUGCUUACCAGUGCUGACACUGUAAUACCUGGUAUAUUUGUUGCACUUGCCCUGCCUGGUGUGAUUGGUUUUGUUGCUGUUCACUGUUUACGGGAUGGAGAAGUAAAACAGGAUGACACCAAUCAGCUGAUGGGUAAAGUGUGGGAUUGGAACAUGUAUGGGGCCAAACUGAAGUUUGAUGGAUGGGUUCCUCACACUGCCAAUGAGGAUGGUGAAAGAGGCGAGGAUGAUGCCACCGCUCUCCCAGAGAAUGGCGGGGAUGGCGCUGAGGACGGCGGGGAUGGUGCUGAGGAUGGCGGGGAUGGCGCUGAGGAUGGCGGGGAUGGCGCUGAGGAUGGCGGUAGUGGCCCUGGUGAUGGUGGCAGUGACCCUGAGGACAGCAAUGAUGAUAGUGUACCACAUAUUCAACCAUUUGGCCAACGUGCGGUGCAAUUGUUGGCCAUUUGUGCAGACUUCCCUAUCUGCGAAAUCAUUGGCUAUGACUGGCAGCAUUCUCGGUACAUCUAUGUGCAGCCCGAGGGGGGAGUACAAGAGGAAGGAAUGGUCGAUUUGGUGCCUAUUGGACCCCGUGAAAUUCUCAUGGCUUAUACUUCCUUCGGCUUGGAAGUUUAUACCGACAACGAGUCUGGUCCUCCCAUCACAGAUGCGUGGGUUGUUGAUGACGACGAAGAAAUUGAGGAAUACACACAAACCAUCUGUGCAGGCCCUAGCCGCAAGUUGGAGAUCACAUACUUGGUGAUUCCCUCCGCCAUUGAGGCCAAAGUUGAGGUGAAGUUAAAGUUGAAAGACAUUGGUUCCAGAAGCCGUGCCAUUUAUGGUAAGAUCAAGGCAAGUGCCACUGACUAUAGGAACAAAAGCGUACACCUCUUCAGUUGUGAACGAGGGAGGAGCUUGUCCUUUCCCUCAGGCUCCACAUCCAUUCUUCUGUUGAGGCCGUGUAAGGUUGCCGUGCCUUCUCGUUUGCAGCUCGAACUCAACAUAGAAGUGGACCUGGCAGUAAUCACAAGCGAUAGUCAAGAAGAGCAGGACAAGAAUUUAAAAUGCAUUCUAGAAUUCACUCGUGAAAUUAUGAGCCACAAAAGAGAAGUUGAUGAUGAUGAAGUUGAAGUGAACAUCAUGUGGUAUCCUAUCGGUUAAUACUUGGUACCACGAACUGAGACGUAAUGUAGUAGUGGCAGCGCUAGAUGACUAUGAACUAAGUGAAGGGGUGUUAUAGUAGUCACAACACAAAAUCUGGAACUUUGUGUAUGUUUGACAGGUGAUCUUAUCUAUUUCCUUUUCCGUUUGAUCAAUUCAUGUCGUUUUUAUUUGAACUGAA
Messenger RNA from Lolium rigidum, 1818 nucleotides. RefSeq lists its product as uncharacterized. Gene Ontology annotation, molecular function: aspartic endopeptidase activity, intramembrane cleaving. Gene Ontology annotation, cellular component: membrane. The coding region runs from base 93 to 1637 and encodes 514 amino acids. The record is from RefSeq and is a predicted model, not a curated record. The transcript has 8 exons. Lineage: Eukaryota; Viridiplantae; Streptophyta; Magnoliopsida; Poales; Poaceae.